GCAGUUCGCCGCUUUACCUCCGACGAUGUCUCCCGCAGUCGGAGACGAAACGUCAGGAGAGAGUUUUAUACUUCGACCACCGCCUAUCAGCCCGGAAGUUUUAAGUGAAGCUUUAUACUAUCUUUUGCAAUCCAAAAAACCGAUAAUAUGUGAAAUAAUAAGCUCAAGAUCCUGACUGAAACUAUUGUGGAGCUUCGGCCGACGCAGGAAUAUCUACGGUGCAAAAUCUGUUCAUGCUUGUAGGCGAGUGCCUUAAGUUGAGACGGCUGCGCGCAGUUCCCGAGAUCCUGACCAGUGGCCUUGAGGCGUGACGUAAUACACUCGGAAGGUCAGAUCUAUAAGAAUAAACCGCGGCCACUGGCACGACUUUCCGCAGUGUCUGCGGACUCCAGCUAGCCUCGCAGAAGCGCCAGUAAGCCAGUUGACACAGCGAUGGGCAUCGAGAAAUACAAGGGACGCGUCGCACUGGUUACUGGCGCCAGCGCGGGCAUCGGUGCUGCCAUAGUGCAGGCGCUGCUGAAGCAUGGACUCACCGUCGUGGGAAUGGCCAGGAGGGUCGAAAAGAUUAAGGAGCUGGAACUCAAAGACGCCCCAGGGAAGCUGCACGCCAUCGCCGGGGAUGUGAGCGACGAGGCCAGCAUCCUGGCUGCCUUCAAGUGGGUCAAGGACAACCUGGGUGGUGUCGACGUCCUCAUCAACAACGCUGGUGUCUUCCCGCCGACUAGUGUUACAGAGGGCAAGACGGAGGACUGGAAGCGAAUCCUGGACGUGAACGUGUUGGGUCUGAGCGUCUGCACCAGGGAGGCCGUGCAGGACAUGCUGAAAAGAGGUGUCGACGACGGCUUCAUCAUCCACAUCAACAGUGUUGCGGGACACACGACACCGAACAGAAGUGCUUUCGCGAUGUACUACGCCAGCAAGCACGCCGUCAAAGCACUACUAGAGGGGCUGAGGAAGGACCUGGUCUCCAAGGGCAGCAAGAUACGAGUCGGCGAAGUUUCUCCAGGACUAGUACGAACUGAAGGAGUAUCAAACGUAAUGGCUAGCCUUCCAAAGGAAAAUGAAUUUUUCGCCAAACUGAAGGAAAUGCCAGCCAUGGAAUCAGAAGACAUAGCAGAAGCCGUCGUUUACAUGUUGUCCCAGCAUCCUCGUGUUCAGGUACACGAUAUAAUUGUGAUGCCAACUGGCCAACCGGACUAAGUUACAGUGGAUCCUAUAUCCAUCUGCAAAAUAUUUCUCUAACAGAUGUGCUGAUGCGAGAACAGUAUUGCUGUGUUACUAUCGUCUAAUUGGAAAUGUUUUAUAAAAUAAACAGUCCCUUAUUAAAUAGUA
Molecule: messenger RNA, 1332 nt
Organism: Schistocerca gregaria
Lineage: Eukaryota; Metazoa; Arthropoda; Insecta; Orthoptera; Acrididae
Product: dehydrogenase/reductase SDR family member 11-like
Exons: 6
Coding region: 433-1200 (255 amino acids)
Source: RefSeq, a predicted model, not a curated record